Messenger RNA from Drosophila montana, 616 nucleotides. RefSeq lists its product as uncharacterized. The transcript is spliced from 2 exons. Gene Ontology annotation, cellular component: mitochondrion. Gene Ontology annotation, biological process: mitochondrial respiratory chain complex IV assembly. Lineage: Eukaryota; Metazoa; Arthropoda; Insecta; Diptera; Drosophilidae. The record is from RefSeq and is a predicted model, not a curated record. Bases 218 to 550 code for a protein of 110 amino acids.
AUUGACCGCUAAGUGCUUAAAUAAAUAAAAGCGAUAGUUAAAAUAACGAAUGAAAAAUAAAACAAAUGUAGCGGCUUUUGUUUUGCUAUCAAUUUUCUCGGUAGCUCAGUAGAACUUCAAUAAAGUAAUGUCGUAACAAUUACUUAGCCAACUUCGUAUUAAAUCACAUUUUGUACCAAAAUUCAACAAUUUGCAAUUAGGUAGUUAAAUCAAAAGCAUGUCGCUGGCAGCAAAGGUCACAUUGAGUUUGGCGGUUUGCGUUUCGAGCGCCAUUAUAGGUUAUGUGCACUAUAAACAGUCGGACGACCGUUACAAGCUGCAUCAGGGCGUGCUGCGUGAUGUGGAGCAACAGCAGCGACGCAAACACGAAAACCGAUACAAUCUGCAGCAACAAAUCGACAUGACCAAACAGUUGAAAUCAGCGCGGGAAAUAGAGACGGAAGCGAACGAGGACGAAGCAGACGCCGGGCCAAACGAAUCGCAAAAGACAGCAGCAGUAACUACUAUAGAUGCAGUUCUUCCCGCCGUCGUUCUCCAGACACCAUUAUAAAUCUAUUCAUUAAUCAACUAAAUACAUAUGUCCGUAAAGUUAAUUUACUAAGUGACUUGCACAAGA